CCGGCUCCGGUUGUUUCUUCAUACUCACUCUCUCUCUCUCUCUCUCUCUCUGUUGACGGUUCAAUCCGAGAGACUCCAGGCCGGGUUUGCCGCCCGUUCGUCCUCCGUGUUGCUUACAUUGUAUCAAUCUCCCAGCAUUGAAAUAUACAAACAGCCAUCAAGAUAUAGUAUAGAUUCAACAAAACCAAAUCAGGGAUUAAAACUGGAGUCGAAACCGGUUGAAAAUUGGAUUGUAUACCGGGGAGACGGAACAGAUCUUGAUCUCAAACCGGGGCCGAAAUUCAACCUAAAAUAGUCAUUUUAGCCGGUAUUUUUCAAUUUUGAACAGGAUCUCAAAGUGUGAUGGCUGCAGUCCAGUAAGCUGGCCUUUCCUUCUUGCCCUGCUGUUGGAUUUCUUUGGGGUUUCAUUUCAAGUAUUUUCGGCUCGUUUUAGCCCAUUUUUAAAAACUUCCCAGAUCUAUGGAGUGUACUUAAAUAUUAUUUGGUGGAUCGGGGUCGGAUGUGGGGGGAAAAAUGUGGGUAACUAGGGUGGGGAUACCGAGACCCUAAGGCAGCUAUACCCCCCCAGUUUUCUCAGAAGGCGUGGGACCUCACUGUGGCAAGCCUGGGCCGCUGGCACUAAGAUGUCCCUAAGCAGUGGCACUGCAGGCGGGAAAGGUGUGGACUCGAAUGCGGUGGACACUUACGAUAGCGGCGAUGAGUGGGACAUCGGCGUCGGCAAUUUGAUCAUCGACCUCGACGCCGAUCUAGAGAAGGACCAGCAAAAACUGGAAAUGUCCGGAGCCAAGGAAGGAGGAGGCAUGGCAGCUCCAACCAGCGCUGUGGCAGCCCUGCCCGAUAACAUCAAGUUUGUUAGCCCUGUGCCCACCCCCCAGGGCAAGGAGAGCAAGUCUAAAUCAAAGAGGAGUAAGAACUCCAAAGACAGUGGCAAGGCCUCUUCAGGCGAGGGGGGCAAGAGGGACUCCCAAGUGCGCCCCCUUGGGGAUAGCACGACAUCCACGGGCACGGCAGGUUCCAACAACCCCCCGACCAGCAAAGGCACGGAUAAAAGUGCCAAAGCCUCCCGCAGCGCCCCUAGUGGCAAGAAGGAGAGCAGUUCUGGGAAAAACAAGAAGGAUAAAACUGAAGGAGCUGCAAGCUCCAUUGAAAAGGAGGCCAGCGUCCAAGGCCUGGCUUUAGCUGCCAGAGGUGGGCAGUUUGAGGUCCCUCCGAGCUCAGACUUGGCAGGAGUCGAACAGCUUGGGAAUAUGGCUGUUGAAUCCAGUGGGAUUGCAGCUCCAUUGGGAAUUAAAACUGAACCCGAGGAGCUGAACAAUGAAUCCCGGACACUGAAGAAAGUUAAAACAGAAAAGAUGGAGUCUCCAGUCUCCACGCCUGCCCCUCCCCCACUGCACCUCCUGGCUCCUGUGGGAAACAAUGACAUCGCCUCCCCCUGCGAGCAGAUCAUGGUGCGCACGCGCUCUGUCGCCGUCAACACCUCCGAUGUUGCCUUGGCAACAGAGCCAGAGUGUUUAGGACCCUGUGAACCUGGGACCAGUGUUAACCUGGAAGGAAUCGUUUGGCAGGAGACGGAAGAUGGAAUGCUUGUGGUCAACGUGACCUGGCGGAACAAGACCUACGUGGGGACGCUGCUGGACUGCACGAGGCACGACUGGGCCCCGCCACGGUUCUGUGAGUCGCCCACCAGCGACCUGGAGAUGAGGAAUGGCCGGGGGAGGGGAAAGCGGAUGCGGCCCAAUAGCAACACUCCUGUGAACGAGAACAGCAACUCGUCCGACACCAAGGGCAGCAGUGGUGGCAGCAAGACACGGGCAGGCUCCAACAGCAAGGGCCGUCGCGGGAGCCAGACCUCGUCGGAGCACCGCACACCGCCCAACAGCAACACCGAGGACGUCAAGGCCAGCCCGUCCUCGGCCAACAAGCGGAAGAGCAAGCCGGCCUCGGACAUGGAGCCCAACUCCAGCUCGGAGGACACCAAGGGGAGCAAGCGCAUGCGCACCAACUCCAACAGCAGCGUGCCCCCUCCGGCCAUGCCCGUGCCUGCCGUGAAAUGUGAGCCCCUUCCACCAGCCGUCGACCGCAACUGCCCUUCGCCCGUCCUCAUCGACUGCCCGCACCCCAACUGCAACAAGAAGUACAAGCACAUGAAUGGCUUGAAGUACCACCAGGCUCGCGCCCAUAAUGAUGAGGGCAUUAAGCAGGAGAUGGAUGGGGACAGCGAGUACGGGGAGGACUCUACGCUUCAUCCUGAGCCUGGGAGUUGUAACGGAGCCUCUGUUUCCCAAAAAGGAUGUCUUUCACCAGCACAGUCUCUUACGCCAAAAGGCAGAGGCUUUGAAGGCCAUAGCCCGUCCCCUUCGCCUGGAAAGUUCAGCUCUAAGCAAUCCAGCAAGAAGAAGUCCUGUGACACAGACCAGGAAUCUGUUGGGGUCCCCAUAGAUGGUUCUGAAGAUGGGCCCUGCCUCACGGACGAGGCUAGUAACGACGGUAUGGAUGACAAGAAAGGGUCUGACAAGGACAAGUCAAAGAAGCCCAAUAGUGGGAGUGCCAAGCCUGACAAGGUCCAGCAAAAGAGUUUGAAGUCGGCCAGACCCAUAGCCCCAGCCAUACCUCCCCAGCAGCUCUACACUUUUCAGACAGCUACCUUCACCACAGGCAGCCCGGGUUCCUCUCCAGGCUUGACCACCACCGUUGUCCAGGCCAUGCCCAAGAGCCCUCAGCUGAAAGCCAUCCAACCCAAGCCCACUGUGAUGGGAGAGCCCUCCACUGUGAACCCAUCUUUGAACAGCUCCAAGGACAAGAAGAAGAAGGACAAGAAGAAAAAAGAGAGUAAGGAUGCGGACAGUCCCAAUCCUUCUGGUAAAGGAGGAAAGCCAGAGGAAGGAAAGAGCCCUUACUCUGAGUCUUCUGAUCCUGGGAGCAAGAGCGACGGGAUGUUGAACGGUUCUUCAGAUCCCCACCAAAGCCGCCUGGCCAGCAUCAAGGCCGAGGCAGACAAGAUCUACAGCUUCUCGGACAACGCUCCUAGUCCGUUGAUAGGUGUGGCUAGCCGGCUUGACAGCACUGGCAUGGUCCAGCCAAUGGCUCCUCUUCAUGUGGUGACCCAAAAUGGUGCGGACAAUUCUUCGGUCAAGACAAAUAGCCCAGCUUACUCUGAUAUUUCCGACGCAGGGGAAGACGGGGAAGGCAAAGCAGACAGUGUAAAGGCCAAGGCAGACGACCAGGCCGUGAGGGAAGGGGCUAAGAAAGCCCUCUUCCCUUCCCAAACCCCUAGCAAGGAGUCUCCUUUCUAUUCAGGCUACGAAGCUUACUAUUCUCCUAACUACACCAACCCCAGCCCUGGGGCUUCCAAUUCUAGCACUUCGCUGGCUGAAGGCCAGCCUGUAAAAGUAAAGAAAGAGGAGGAACCGGAACCCAUCGACACAAAGGUGAAAGUGGAACCUCCUGAAGAGCGGAAGCCUGAAGUAAGCAUGCCUUGCCAACAGCAGCAGCCCUCUGUCAUACAACAACGCUCCAACAUGUACAUGCAACCCCUGUACUACAACCAGUAUGCAUACGUCCCACCCUAUGGAUACAGCGACCAGGCAUAUCACGCCCACUUGAUGGCUUCCAAUCCAGCUUACAGGCAGCAGUACGAGGAGCAUCAGAGGCAGAGACAAGCCACUGAGCAGCACCGCGCGGCCGAGAAGAAAUCAGACAUGGCCAUGAGAGAGAGGGAGGCAGCCAUGAAGGAGGAGUGGAAACAGAAGGCCUCCAUCCCUCCCACUAUCUCGAAGGCCCCCAGCCUCACGGACCUCGGCAAGCCGGCGCCAACGAGCAAGCCUAAAGACUCUGAUUCAGAGCCGGCAAAGUCAGUCAUAAUCCCCAAGGUGGAGGACUCUUCUUCCUCCUCCUCAUCUUCCUCUUCCUCCAAGAUCCAGUCCCAGCAGGCAGAGGGGCUGAAGAUGAAGCUGAGCGAGGGCAGCCAUCAUAGCAAGGAGAUGUCCGAGGCGAGGUCCAGCAUGGAGUCUAGCAGGCAGCCUGCAGUGGACCAGGCCAUGUGGUACAGACAGGAGCCCGACUCCAGAAUGUGGCCCUACGUCUAUCCUAACAAGUACCCCGAUUCUCAGAAGCAGGAAGAGGAGCAGCGGUGGAAGGAGGAACGCGAGCGAGAGCGCAAGGGGAAGGAGGAGAGGCCCAGGCCCAAGGAGACUGCCCCCAAGGAGGAGAACAAAGAGAGCAUGGACCCCCGACUAGCCAUGCCCCCGUCGGAGGACCAUCGUAGCAAGGACCCCCGGUCCACCGCCCACAUGCAGUUCACCUCCCACCUGGCGCAGCACCAGUCCUACAUGCCCUACAUUCACGGGUACCCCUACGCACAGGGAUACGACCCCAAUCACCCAGGCUACAGGGGCAUGCCCUCCGUCAUGAUGCAGAACUACCCAGGUUCCUACCUGUCCUCGGGCUACUCCUUCUCCCCCUAUGGCAAUAAGAUGCCAGGCAGCGAGGAGGGAGAGAAGUCUCGAUCCAGCCCCACGGUGAGCAGUAAAUCCAGCUCCGAGUCCAAGGCCCUGGAUAUCCUGCAGCAGCACGCCAGCCAUUACAAGAGCAAGUCUCCCACUGUGAGCGACAAGCAGGCCCACGAGCGGGAGCGAGCGGAGAGGGAGAGAGAUGAGCGGCCACGCUCCUCCCCAUCACAACGCCUGAUGGCCUCACACCACCACCUGGGCUACCCGCUGCAGUACGAUCUACCCUACGCAGCAGGCCUCUCAUCUUCAGCCAUCAUUGCCAGUCAGCAGGCCUCAGCCCCUUCAUUAUACCCACCGCCGAGGAGGUGAGACAGGGAGAGACCUGAUUGGAUCACCUCCAUGUUGAAACGUGUCAUGUGACUGGAUCACAUGAGGAAGCUUGUGGCGUUCAUUUAGCAUCAGUUAAAUGGUGUUUCUAUUUUUUCGUUGCUGCCAUAAUGUCGGGCAGACUUGUCAGCCUUCUAGCAUCUACUUCUUAACUCUGGACUUUGAGAGCUGGUACAAACAAUAAAUCACAAAGCCAUCUGCGUUGAUUAUUACACACAGAAAUAGCCACUAAACCUGGUCUUUGCACUGUGGACACAAUGAACACAAAAAACUAAAAACAAACCUGAAAAGACUAUUCUUUUGAUAGCAUUGUUUUUACAUCAACAGCAGCCGACAAGUCCCUACAGGAAUUGUUGGCUGAACCGAGCCUUAGUUUCCCACUUUCCACUGAACAGACGCUGCACCCCUUCUCCGAAGACCACAGAGCUUUUCUGCCGUCCAUCCGAUACAGACAACAUGUUUGCUGGCCAAGGGUUGUGUUGUUGAAGCCCCUCACGCAGUGGUGUCUGUGCAAGCUGAAGCCAUUUCGAGAUCUUGCAAAAUGCAUUCCGAGAUAUCUGAAACAUUUCAACAAAUCAAAACCCCCUCUUUUUUUAGAUAUUUUAAAAAACACUGCGUAGUUCAGGAGUUUAAUCUUGAAUUUGAAAUAUCUUUAAAUGAGCUGCAGCAGGUAUAUUUUGUGUGUGUGAAUAAGAUGCCUGUGAAUAGUUACCAUAUAUAAAUAUAUAUAUUCUCAAAGGAGAAUGAGAUAUCUUUAGGUUUGUUUUAUCUUAAAUUAAUGGUGAUUUCUCUGUAUGACUGUUUUUGCUUUUCAUAGACAUCCUGUUUUUAUUUUUUUUGUGAACUGUCUAGCCGAGGUGGCUUACAGACAUGAACCCAUCACGGUUUACAACAAUGUCUGUGCGUCCGUUAUCCACUGUGCUAGUGCUGGCCGUUUUAAAAGGGAUAGUCUGUGCAACUAUUACUUCUGCCUGUUUAAGUGCAAUGAUCCACUGGAUUGUGCUUGGGCUUGUCACCUUCUGAGCCACACACAUUACAGAGUUUUAAGUCAUGUGUUAUAAAGGGAGUGCACAACAGGGGGGGCAGUUGAGUAAAAAUAAACAUGGUCAAAUGAGUAUCACUUGUUGGGGACCUUCCACAUAGUUACUCCAGUUGCCAGUACCAUGCAGUUGAAAGGAAACACCAGAGGAAAACCAGUGCAACAUCCCAAUGCCUCUGGAGUUGAAAUCAAUUACAUUUCAUUAACAGUUUAGGGAUUAUCACAGGGAAAUAGUUCCAUUUUUUUCAGGUGUACAGAUUCAAGAAAUGGGUGUGGCUGAGAACUAUGGGAGUUGUAGUUUUAAAUCGGCGCUAAAUAAAGAUGGCAGAGCUUGUCGGCCCCCACUAUCCACCGUUCGUUCUUCUGAUUGUAAAACAGUAUGUGUGUUUUCUUUUUUUUUUUUCUUUUUUUUUUUUUUACUGCAACAUGGUGGCUGGUCGUCUUGUAAAAUCACCUUCAAUUUGAAUAAAAAAUCAGAAAUCUGUUUUUUAAAUAGCUGUUUAUUUGUAACAAUGGUUCUGUGCCAGGGAAUAUGUAUUUUAGGAAGUUUAUUACAUUUGCAAUCCGCCCAGUCAUUGCGGAAGGAGCAAAUAAAGGUACCCUUCUCAGUUUCAGUAGUGGAGGUUUUGCACUAGUCUUAAAUGAAGUCUGAAAUAUUGAGGUUCAUACCUGGUUUUAAUUCAAUAGCAGUCAUAGCCUUUUUGUAACACGCAGUUUUGAAUCCUCAGAUAGUCUAUAAUGAUUAUGUACACAAUUGGAGGUAAUCUCCACCAGGAAUCUGUAUUCAAUACACAUGAGGCUAAAUGGCUAAAUCCAUUACACUGUGGUAGUAUAACUGAUAUUGCAUUGCCUGCCUUGGAAAAGUCUAGGAAACUCCUUUGUGUACACAUGGAAUUCAUCACCUCUAAAUAGCCUUUUCAUCACUAUUUCUCUUUGUGCAUUUUGUAGCACUGAAAGCAUUAUCCAGCUGUGUGUGUGUUCUGCAUACUAAGAUAUUCCAGAGUUUGUAUCUCUCUCUCUCUCUGUCCCCCACAUUUUUUCUUUUCCACACACGAUGUGGUUUUUGUAUAUAUUGUACAGAGGAAUUAUUUUAAAAAGCUGUCGGAUGCUAUUGAAAACCCCUUACCUUUUUUGUAAAAAGAACAGUAGCUGGCUAACAACUUUCUCUCUGCAGUGCUGUGAUUUUAAUUUUUUUUGUCCUUUUCUUUUUUAACCCUUAUUUUUGUACAGUUUUGUGCCCGUCUAAAAACCUCAAAAUGAGAGCCACUGUUUUUACCCUACCUCCGUACAGGUGUCCCUUUUUAGGUAAGAAUUUGGAAGGUGGGAAGGAGUCAUUCAAAAAUGCUAGUGCUCCCCAAGUUCCUUGUUGCAGUAGCCAUGGUCAGUGUCAUUGUCACUACAUGCUUUCCCUGGUUUUUAUUUAUGUUGUGAGAUGAUCAUAGGGCCAGUCGUAAAUAUUAUUGAUAUGCAGGAUGUUCAGAGUCAGAAAGGCACUUUGCAUGCUGUUGUGAGAGAAAACAAAAAACACAUUUCCAAACUGAUUUUGAAGUAUCUGACGAGAGAAGUCUCAAACUUCUCCAUUCUGCUGUUUUUAAUAUUAUCUUUACGGUAAGCAGUUAAUGCAGUGCCAGCUACAGCGCCCUAUGUGUACUGUAGGUUGUUAGUGCUAGAAUAUUGUAGCAUACUUUGCUGCCUUAACCUGCCACCUGUUUUUUUUUUUUUUCUUCUCCACAACAGCAACACAGUGGAUUUACAAUCCAAACUAUAUGUUUAGAGGGUUUGUCACUGAAUAGCCUGGUCUCGGUUUAUAUUUACAGAUAUUUGGGCCUGUGGUAGGCAGUUGUAUGAAAUCUCCUCUUCCGCUCCCUAAAUGUUCCCCUAAAGAACUCAUAAAGGCAGCCUGUUUUUAGGAGGUUUUAACUUUUAAAGUGGAGAAAAAACGUAAGAAUUGCAUUGUGUGUAAUAUACUGUUGGGUUCAUGUUUAUUACAUUCAUAUUUGAAAGUGAAACGUUUGAAGGGCUAAGUAUCAAAGUGGCAUAUCCUUUUUUUUUUUGAGAAGCAAGUCUAAAAUCUGAAGCUGAACUAUAUUUUCUUUUUUUUGUUUUGUCUUCUGAACCAGAGCCUUUGUUUGCUGCUCUCUUCAGGAUGUGAUGUUUUUACACUGCUAUGGGGUAUACAGUACUGAGGUACAUUUAUACAUAAAAGAAGUGGAAUUGCGGUGGUCUAAGAAUGUCAUAACAAAGUUUCCAAACUGAGGGAUGCCACUUUUCUACUUAUCCUUUGCUUUGCUUGGAUGUUGCCUAGCAACCCCAACUAUAGACUGUACCAGGCUGUAACUCUGAUGUGCCGCCCUCUUUAGAUUUAUGUUGGCUGAGCCCAGGUGAAUUUGGUGCUUCUGUAGUGUCGGAGCAUUUCCUCUGUAUGAAAGCGGCACCAGUGGGCCAUGAGAGUGCAGUGGUAAAUAAAUUGACCACCGGUCCGAAGCAUUGAAGGCUGUAUUCCAAAACAAGGGACUCUCAACUUAUCUUAACCCCUCACAGUCUAAAUCUCCCAUGUCAACUAUAUCUGCAGAUGCUACUGUGAUUUCAAGUUUUGUAACUACAAAACAAGAAAACUGUCAUAUUAAUGGUGAACUCUACACAAUCUUAGUUAUUGAAACUGAUCAUUUUACCUCAGAGAGAAUAGUGACCGUCAGGUGGACAUUGAGGGUGGAUAGGUGUAUGCAAUAUUACAGUGGAAAGAAGGUCUCUACAAAGCCUUGGUUUUGGUAUACAGUAUAUGGUAUUCAGCCGUGUGUUAUUUUGGAUGUUGGCUGCUGAAUUGGUAUGCCCUUCAAUGCUUGUGACAUUCUGCUUUUGUGCAAGCUCUACUAAAAUAGGUGUAUAGAUAUACCAAUUUCUGACAGUCAACAAAGUCGUGCAACCCCACCAGCUGCUAAAUUUGCACCUGCUCUGGUCAAUUUUUCAAUUGUUUCUCUUACCUUACUUCAACAAAAAUGUAAUGAAAUGUGCCACCAGAUGGAAUAGAAUGGGUUUCGGAGCAGUAUAAACAAUAAAGGAAAUCUACAAGUUAAUGUUUAUGCUGACUAGAAAUCUUUUUCAGUUUUUCAUGUUUUUUUUAAGAUCCAGGUUCAACCCAGUUCUGUUGGUAGUAACUUAACAAUGCGUUUACCUUUGCACCCAGAAUCACAAAGCUGUUGUAAGGGUGCUACAGAUAGGAAGAAAGCGCAUGGUUUCAAUGUGUGUGAAUAUAUUUCCCUGAUGGCAGAGCCAUUGCUCAGCCCUGUUUGGAAAUGGUGCUUUGACAGACGUCACUUACCAGCAAGGGAAGUGUUCUGUUACUGCGGAUUUCGUUUUGCUUUCUAAAAAUCCGUGCGGUUAUGUUUGUUUGUUCGUUCCUUUUUCUCUCCUGACCGCCCUCCCAGUCAAACACAGGGGUGAUGGAACUCGUAACCAUCAUCGGUACUUGAAAGGUAGAUGUUUACAGAGUUUUUCAUUUUCUUUUUGUUUUUUGAUUGCUGCGUUUUGAUUUUACCCUCUCCAAGUUUUCUCUAUGUAAAGUGUACAUUACCAUGUUUCUUUUUUUUUUUUAUACAAUACUGUAACUUGCCUUUGUACAUUUAGGCAAACAAAAAUAAAUCUUUUUAUGAGACAAUCA
Messenger RNA from Acipenser ruthenus (sterlet), 9532 nucleotides. Its product is annotated as zinc finger protein 609-like. Gene Ontology annotation, cellular component: nucleus. Gene Ontology annotation, biological process: regulation of transcription by RNA polymerase II. NCBI's taxonomy places the organism in Eukaryota, Metazoa, Chordata, Actinopteri, Acipenseriformes, Acipenseridae. The transcript is spliced from 9 exons. Bases 624 to 4817 code for a protein of 1397 amino acids. The record is from RefSeq and is a predicted model, not a curated record.